Messenger RNA from Halichondria panicea, 1543 nucleotides. RefSeq names its product phospholipase A2 group XV-like. Gene Ontology annotation, biological process: lipid metabolic process. Lineage: Eukaryota; Metazoa; Porifera; Demospongiae; Suberitida; Halichondriidae. The transcript has 5 exons. Bases 172 to 1401 code for a protein of 409 amino acids. The record is from RefSeq and is a predicted model, not a curated record.
CUCGGCUGAUUUUGGAUGUGGGUUUUUUUCACAAUGCAAAGGAUCAGGAGGUCAAGUAACAAUACAAGACAAUAAAGGAACUACAUAGUAUAAGAACUGUAUAAGAAGCUAGCUACCUGUACGUGACCAGCUGGAUCCUGGUGUAUCAAGCACAGACGCUCAAGUCUCAAUAUGGAGCAAAAAAUAACUUUUCUAACCAGUCUAUUUAUAGCCCUACUCAUAUCUUCCAUGGAGUGUGCCCCAGCUUCUCCCAUUGUUAUAGUUCCUGGUCUCCUUGGAAACCAGAUAGAAGGCAGAUUAAACAAGACAUCUGUGCCGAAUUUUUUCUGUCGUAAGGUGUCUGAUUGGUCCAUACUAUGGCUGAGUGUUGAGUUACUCCUCCCUGAGAAGAUUGACUGUCUCAGCGAUAACCUCAAGCUUAAGUUCGACCCCAAGACUGGCAAGUACUCUGACAACGAUGGUGUGGAGACCCGGAUACCUGGUUUUGGAAUGACAAGCAGUAUUGAAUAUCUCGAUCCAAGCACAAAGUUCUACGAUGCGACUCUGUACUUCCACGCAAUGGUUGAUUACUUUGUGGGCAAAGGGUACACACGUGGCAAGGACAUUGUGGGAGCACCAUAUGACUGGAGAGUGUCACCUAUUCAACAUUUGGACAGCGGCUACUAUUCCAAUCUAAAGACCCUCAUUGAGAAAACAUACACUAUUAACGGGAACCAGAAAAUUGUCCUUGUCGUACACAGUAUGGGCGCAAUCACGAGCCUCUACUUUCUCAACAAAGUUGUGGACCAGAGCUGGAAAGACAUGUACAUUCGUAGCUACAUCUCAAUAGCUGGAGCUUGGCAAGGAGUGGCUAAAUCUGUGAAGGCAUUCGCUUCUGGAGACAACGAAAAUAUUAUUAUUGAUAAAGAUAUUUGGGACCGAGCCGGCCAACGAACGAGCCCGAGUACAGCGUGGUUGUUGCCCAACCCCUCUGAUGUAUGGCCCAAAGAUGAUGUUCUGGUGGUGACGGAUGAGAAGAAUUAUUCGGCCUGGGAUUACAAAGAGUUGUUUACAGAUAUGGGCUAUCCUCGUGGCUAUGAGAUGUAUCUGGAGGUCAUGAACUUGACAGCUGGCCUAACACCUCCCAACGUCACCCUUCACUGCAUAUACGGGGGCCAAGUGAACACACCCCUCACAUUCAUAUAUGGGCCAGGCCAGUUCCCUGACACUGACCCCAGGGUGGUAUAUGGGGAUGGAGAUGGCACUGUCAACAUCAACUCACUCAAAAGCUGUGAGCAAUGGAAGACCAAGCAAACGUACCCUGUCUACUCUCGACAGGUCUUAAAUGUUGAGCAUGUCUCUAUGGCCAAGAACCAAGAAGUGAUCAACAUGGUAGAUGAGGUUGUGUACGGCACUCAGUGAGUGUCUCAUGCAUCUGUGUGUGCAUGUGUGAAUGGACCAAUGGACUUUAUCAAACUGUUUUUUUUUCUUUUCAGAAAUAAUUAUUUCUACACUUAUUACAACAUACAGAAUGAUAUAAUAAUCAGAAUUGUAUUGCAAGGUA